Molecule: messenger RNA, 1772 nt
Organism: Ananas comosus (pineapple)
Lineage: Eukaryota; Viridiplantae; Streptophyta; Magnoliopsida; Poales; Bromeliaceae
Product: anthocyanidin 5,3-O-glucosyltransferase-like
Exons: 1
Coding region: 166-1641 (491 amino acids)
Molecular function (GO): UDP-glycosyltransferase activity
Source: RefSeq, a predicted model, not a curated record
AACACUCCUCAUCUCCCACAUCUUUCCACUCAGGCCAGGACGAAGCAAACAAGCAGCAGUAAUGGAGUAUUCUGUUCUAUUCGAUCGCCAUUAAACAGUGGUGGUGCGCGCCUUAAUUAGAAUUUAGAAGCAGCGCGCUUAGCUUAAUUGGUAGGGGAGGCGAUUAUGAAGGAGACGGUGGUGCUGUACCCGGGCAUGGGGGUGGGGCACCUCACGCCCAUGGUGGAGCUCGCGAAGCUCUUCGUCCGCCGCGGCUUCGCCUCCGUGGCCGUGGUCGCGGUGGAGUCCCCCUUCCCCGGGGCCCCAUCCAUGGAGCCCGUGAUCUCGCGCCUCUCCUCCUCCCACCCGGCCUCCUCGAUCUCCUUCCACCUCCUCCCCCGCGUCGCCUACACACCUCCCCCCCCGGGCGGCAACCCCUUCGCCGGGAUGUUCGACGUGCUCCGCCUCAACAACCCCGCGCUCCUCUCCCUCGUCCGCUCCCUCUCCCCUCCCCCCCGCGCCCUCGUCCUCGACUUCUUCUGCACCGACGCCCUCGACGUCGCCGCCGAGCUCGCCCUCCCCGCCUACUUCUUCUUCUCCUCCGGCGCCGCCAACCUCGCCGUGUUCCUCCACCUCCCCCACGACCCCGCCGGCGCCGCCAGCUUCAAGGACCUCGGCCGAGCCCCCGUCCACUUCCCGGGCGUGAGGCCCAUCCCCGCCUGCGACAUGCCCCAGGUGCUGUCGGACCGCGACACCGACACCUACCGGGCCCUCGUCCGCAACUUCGGGCGCCUCCCCAACUCCCGGGGCAUCCUCGUCAACACGUUCGAGGCGCUCGAGCCCGGCCCCGCGCGCGCCCUCCGCGACGGGCUUCCGCUCCCCGGGCGCCCCAUGCCCCCCACCUACUGCGUCGGCCCCCUCGUCACCGGCGGGCUCGAGAAAGCCAAGCGAGGAGGAGGCGUCGGAGGCGAAGGAGAUGGACGGCCGGAGGCGGAGCGGCACGCGUGCCUCGCGUGGCUCGACGCCCGGCCGGAGCGGAGCGUGGUGUUCCUCUGCUUCGGGAGCAUGGGCGCGUUCUCGGCGGACCAGCUGAGGGAGACGGCGCUGGGGCUGGAGCGGAGCGGGCACGGCUUCCUGUGGGUGGUGCGGAGCCCCCCGGACCCGGACCCGUCCAAGGCGUUCGCGCCGCGGCCCGAGCCGGACCUGGGCGCGCUGCUCCCGGAGGGGUUCCUGGACCGGACCGCGGGGCGCGGGCUCGUGGUGCCGUCGUGGGCGCCGCAGGUGGAGGUGCUGCGCCACGGCGCGGUGGGCGCGUUCGUGAGCCACUGCGGGUGGAACUCGUCGCUGGAGGCCAUCACCGCGGGGGUGCCCCUCGUGUGCUGGCCCCUCUACGCGGAGCAGCGGAUGAACAAGGUGUUCCUCGUCGACGAAAUCCGCGUCGGGGUCGCGGUGGACGGGUACGAUCAGGCGCUCGUCGCAGCCGACGAGGUGGAGAGGAAGGUGAGGCUGGUGAUGGAGACCGAUGACGGCGAGAGGCUCCGGGCGCGCGCCGCCGAGCUCAAGGACAAGGCUGCGGCGGCGCUCGACGAGGGGGGCUCGUCGCACGCCGCGUUCCAAGAGUUCUUGAAGGAUUUGGCGAAACAAGAAGAGAAUGCAGUUUGAUGGAUAAGAAGAAUUACGAAAUUAAAAAUAAAAAUUCUCCCUGUAAUUUUUUUUUUUUCUUUCUAUAUUUAACGAACAGCAUCUUUGAGAUUGGUUUUUGUUUCAGCGCAUAAUUUCGCCAUUUUAAAUCA